This is a messenger RNA of Linum tenue, 232 nucleotides long. Lineage: Eukaryota; Viridiplantae; Streptophyta; Magnoliopsida; Malpighiales; Linaceae. The record is from the annotation of a GenBank genome assembly.
GCAAUCUGCUGCCGUCGUUAAUCAACCCUCAAGCUCGAGCUCGCACCUGGCAAGAAACAUGGGAUCCUCAAGAGAUAACGACCAAAUCGUGGAAUUCGAGGAUGAUGAUGUGGAGGAGAGUAUGGCUCGUACAAGGCUCAGCCUAAUUGGAAGAUUAUUCAUGGACAACAUGCCGACUCCUUUGCUCCAACGCAUCGUCAACAAUCUGUGGAGAUGCAGUGCUCCUGUGGCG